Messenger RNA from Guyanagaster necrorhizus, 1163 nucleotides. RefSeq lists its product as uncharacterized. The record is from RefSeq and is a predicted model, not a curated record. Gene Ontology annotation, molecular function: chromatin binding. The transcript is spliced from 7 exons. The coding region runs from base 12 to 1076 and encodes 354 amino acids. Lineage: Eukaryota; Fungi; Basidiomycota; Agaricomycetes; Agaricales; Physalacriaceae.
GUUCAGAAUCCAUGGCCCGUCGUCGUCGUCGUCUACUGUUCACUCAUCGCAAAUCAUCAAGAGCCGCAGAAAGACAGCUAGGAGGAGACCCAGACGCGCCGUCAAAGGCGCAGUUUAUGUCCUGGUCCAAGUUUGCACGGUUUGUUAUGCCAGAUGUAGGAGGCGUGGACCAUGAAAUCAAAGUCAAUGACGAUGUCCUCGUCUGGCCACAGGGACGACUGAUCAACGAGACUUUAAAGAUGGACGAUUACUGGGUGGCCAAAGUGCGCGAUAUACGAUCAUCAGAGGAACAGCACGAGGAUGUGUGGGUUCGGGUCCAGUGGUACUACUCGCCGCGGGACGUGGCUGAUGUGAUCAAGUAUUUUAACGCCGAAUUAUGUGGACAACAUGAACGGAUCUUCUCCGAUCACUACGACUAUAUCCACUCGACGACUAUAGACGGUCUUGCUACCAUCAAAGGUUACAGUGACAUAGAUAUGGAGCAGGAUGUCAUAGAGAAGGAUUCUUAUUGGUGCCGGUAUACCUUUGAGAGAGAAGCGCGAACACUUGAGCCAAAGCCGACCAAGUCGUGUAUCUGUCAUCACCCAUACGACCCAGACGACGACACCGUAGUCAUGCAUUUUUGUCCUCGCCCAGGCUGCCGGAAAGCAUACCAUCAAUCCUGUCUUGUAAAAGAAAAGUUCAAAGAACCAGUCUCACUGGAUCGACCGUUGCGGCUCCUUUUGUCUUCACCGGAUAGCGAUGAGCCAUUCGUCGUCCCAGUUAAACAGUCUACUCGCUCAAAGAGGGCCGCGGCCAAACGGACGAUUGAGGAACUCCUGACAGAGCUCCCGAAUGAGCUGGUCAGGGUGGCGAAGCAACCUAUAGUGAAAGGCGCAAAGUACCCGCUAGGCGGGAUUGUUGGGAAUGUAACUUGGGUGGUCACCGCAAGGCGGUUGGUGUACGAUGCUCUCAGUGGCUUUGGUGUCCCGGACGACUGGAAAGGGAGUAUAGACUGCUCGAAGGCUAUUGUAAAGUUCAAAGACAAUAAUGUCAUUCCAGCUGUGAUCUGUCCCCAGUGCGAGGGUCCGAUAUGAUUUUUUGAAGUAUCUGUACACCUGCUAUCUUGCUAGAUGUUGUAUUUUUUAUGGGCUGUAUAUAUAUUGGGGGCAUCCACCUGUCAU